Physeter macrocephalus (sperm whale) is the source of this 2529-nucleotide messenger RNA. It is a transcript of the gene BECN1, whose product is annotated as beclin 1. Gene Ontology annotation, cellular component: phosphatidylinositol 3-kinase complex, class III, type II; phagophore assembly site; phosphatidylinositol 3-kinase complex, class III, type I. Gene Ontology annotation, biological process: autophagy; cellular response to nitrogen starvation; late endosome to vacuole transport. The record is from RefSeq and is a predicted model, not a curated record. The coding region runs from base 102 to 1517 and encodes 471 amino acids. Lineage: Eukaryota; Metazoa; Chordata; Mammalia; Artiodactyla; Physeteridae. The transcript is spliced from 13 exons.
AAGUCCUCCGCUGGCCGAUCGGGAAGCAGCUGAAGGCUGGGCGAUGGCAGUCUUGGAGGCUUCGCACCCGGACAGACCCGAAGCCACAGUGCCCCCGCGGGAUGGAGGGGUCUAAGACAUCCAGCAGCACCAUGCAGGUGAGCUUCGUGUGUCAGCGCUGCAGCCAACCCCUGAAACUGGACACGAGCUUCAAGAUCCUGGACCGUGUCACCAUCCAGGAGCUCACAGCUCCAUUACUUGCCACAGCCCAGGUGAAACCAGGAGAGACCCAGGAGGAAGAGGCUAACUCAGGAGAGGAGCCAUUUAUUGAAACUCGCCAGGAUGGUGUCUCUCGCAGAUUCAUCCCCCCAGCCAGUCCAUCCAGGCCAACCUUCGUGCUGAGUGUCCCUGUGGAAGACCAGCAUGGCCUUCCCUUGGGAGAGAGGAUGAUGUCUACAGAAAGCGCCAACAGCUUCACUCUGAUUGGGGAGGCAUCCGACGGCGGCACCAUGGAGAACCUCAGCCGAAGACUGAAGGUCACUGGGGACCUUUUCGACAUCAUGUCAGGCCAGACAGAUGUGGAUCACCCACUGUGUGAGGAAUGCACAGAUACUCUUUUAGACCAGCUGGACACUCAGCUCAACGUCACUGAAAAUGAGUGUCAGAACUACAAACACUGCUUGGAAAUCUUAGAGCAAAUGAAUGAAGAUGACAGCGAACAGCUCCAGAUGGAGCUAAAGGAGCUGGCAUUAGAGGAGGAGAGGCUGAUCCAAGAGCUGGAAGAUGUGGAAAAGAACCGUCAGAUAGUGGCAGAAAAUCUCGAGAAGGUCCAGGCUGAGGCUGAGAGGUUGGAUCAGGAGGAAGCUCAGUAUCAAAGGGAAUAUAGUGAAUUUAAACGACAACAGCUAGAACUGGAUGAUGAGCUGAAGAGUGUAGAAAACCAGAUGCGUUAUGCCCAGAUGCAGCUGGACAAGCUGAAGAAAACCAACGUCUUUAACGCAACCUUCCACAUUUGGCACAGUGGACAGUUUGGCACAAUCAAUAACUUCAGACUGGGUCGCCUGCCCAGUGUUCCCGUGGAAUGGAAUGAGAUUAACGCUGCUUGGGGCCAGACGGUAUUGCUGCUCCAUGCCCUGGCCAAUAAGAUGGGUCUGAAAUUUCAGAGGUAUCGACUUGUUCCCUAUGGAAACCAUUCGUAUCUGGAGUCUCUGACAGACAAAUCUAAGGAGCUGCCAUUGUACUGUUCUGGGGGGCUGCGGUUUUUCUGGGACAACAAGUUUGACCAUGCAAUGGUGGCUUUCCUGGACUGUGUGCAGCAGUUCAAAGAAGAGGUUGAGAAAGGCGAGACACGUUUUUGUCUUCCUUACAGGAUGGAUGUGGAGAAAGGCAAGAUUGAAGACACAGGAGGCAGCGGUGGCUCCUAUUCCAUCAAAACCCAGUUUAACUCUGAGGAACAGUGGACAAAAGCUCUCAAGUUCAUGCUGACGAAUCUUAAAUGGGGUCUUGCUUGGGUAUCCUCACAGUUUUAUAACAAAUGACUUUCUUUUUUCCUUAGGGGUUUGUUUGCCUUACAGGCUUUAAAUUUUGUUUUGUUUGCAAAAAAAAAAAAAAGUGUUAAAUUAAAUUCGGGUACUAUUAAACAGCACACGUUUACAAUACCAAAAAAGAAAAAAAAUCCACAAAAGCCACUUUAUUUUAAAAUAUAACAGAUACUUUCCAGAGCUACAACAUGCCAUGUAUAGCAACCGGCCUUUGUCACAGUUUAGACUCUUAACCCCAUGCCUUCCUUUCCCUUUGUCCCCGCAAAACAACUAAUUUAAGUUUGCUAUUUUUUUUUUAACUGAGUUGAAUUGAGAUUGAUGUGUUUUCACUGGAUUUUAUCUCUCUCAACUUCCUGCACUUAGAAUAUGAAAUAGAAACUUUUGUCUCCACUGAGACUACAAGAUGUGUGAGAUGCACAGUUGGAUAACGUGAGAAAAUGACAUGUAAGCUUUGGUCACCAUGUGAUGUGAUCAGAAGCUUGAAAUUUAACACUUCUCACUUGGUUCUAGUACUGAAUGCCUGCUCUGCUCUGUGAUAGAGAUAUGAAAUUGUGUUUGAUACUGUUUGAGACCUUAUGGAGAGAUUUAAUUAUUUGUAAUAAAAGAUUUACUGCAGUCUGAUAACUACCCAGAGGUGCACUGUUGGGUUUUUCUUUAACUAGAAUAGAGUACUUUGUAUUCUGGGAGAAUUGAGUUCAAGUGCAGGUAUGUGGAAAGUCUGUUGAAACAUGUUUAGAGAUGGGUGUUAGUUUUUUAAAAAGACUGUAAUGAAAAGUAGACGGCUGUAGAGAAAGCCCUAUUUGUGUAGCUCUCAGUAACAGAACAGAGAUGUUUAACUUUAAGGGGAAAUAAAGGCUACCUCCUUGAUGCUCAGUCAAGGUCACCCAGAUGGUCUCAGUUUUUGAGCCCCUGGUUAAUACUAAUCUCCAUGUCUGACGUUCUCCCCUAAUAAAAUGAACAGUUAAGAGGAAGGCCAUAAAUAUCUUGUUAAACAAAAAUAAACUAAUUU